AUGUCUCUGCAUAUAAAUAUGAGUCACCAACCAUCUCUUUAUCCAUAAGAAGAAAGAAAAAAAAAUAUGGGAGUAGAAAGAGGAAGUGGUAAGGGGCUGAAGCAGAUGCUAAAGAGGUGUUCGAGUUUGGGAAAGAAGAGCAACGUCCACGUCAACUCUAACGGCGUCCCCAAAGGUCACUUCGUCGUUUACGUUGGUCUAUCUAGAUCCCGACACAUCAUUCCUAUCUCCUUCCUCACGCACCCCAUCUUUCAGAUGUUGCUGAGACAAUCUGAGGAAGAGUUUGGGUUCUACCAAGACAAUGGCCUAACCAUUCCUUGCGAUGAAGAUUUCUUUCUCUCUCUCAUCUCCUCCAUUAAUCAGCCUUGACAAGACACAUAUGAACAUGCAGUGCUAGCUCCUGCUUUGCGGUUAUAAACUCGCGUCUAUGUAACUACUGCUGUCUAUAUAUCCUCUUCCACGGUUCUCGUGUAUUAAGUGCAUGUCACUGGAGAGGAGUAGAAUCUACGUAAGAGCAUGAUUAACUGAUGGUUUCCUAAUGAUUAUUUAACUAACU
This is a messenger RNA of Brassica napus (rape), 556 nucleotides long. Its product is annotated as auxin-responsive protein SAUR50. Bases 67 to 369 code for a protein of 100 amino acids. The transcript is spliced from 2 exons. The record is from RefSeq and is a predicted model, not a curated record. Gene Ontology annotation, biological process: response to auxin. Lineage: Eukaryota; Viridiplantae; Streptophyta; Magnoliopsida; Brassicales; Brassicaceae.